Bacillus rossius redtenbacheri is the source of this 7096-nucleotide messenger RNA. RefSeq names its product trafficking kinesin-binding protein milt (gene milt). The transcript has 15 exons. The record is from RefSeq and is a predicted model, not a curated record. Gene Ontology annotation, cellular component: mitochondrion; cytoplasmic vesicle. NCBI's taxonomy places the organism in Eukaryota, Metazoa, Arthropoda, Insecta, Phasmatodea, Bacillidae. The coding region runs from base 16 to 3006 and encodes 996 amino acids. Gene Ontology annotation, biological process: mitochondrion distribution; vesicle transport along microtubule; protein targeting. Gene Ontology annotation, molecular function: myosin binding.
CCUGGGUAGUGGGCUAUGCUGUCCUCGCGUAUCGGCGUGGUGUUGAAUGAUGUGCGUCGGGCCUCGCACCGUGUGGUGCGCACCGUGUUGGACAAACAGCAAGCGCACGCCACGGAAGAGAGACCUAGGCGCAAGUCGGCACCGGUGCUCAGAACACUUUCAUCCCUGGCCUUCAAGCAUGACGGUUUGCUCUUUUAUGCGGGCGAGGAGGCGCCUGCGCGGGCCAAGCUGGCCGCCCGGGAGGCUGUGGGUCCGCCCAGACCCGCCUCCCUGGGACUGGACGGCGAGCCGCGCCGCUCCGCCACCCAGGACGCCGCCACCAUCACAGAGGUGUGCAGUGGAGAGGAGCUGCCCGAAGUGGAGAUCAUCAGUCUCCUGGAGGAGCAGAUCCCGCGCUACCGCCUGCGAGCCGACACGCUCACGCAAUUCACAGGCUACGAGAACCAGGACUGGUUCGUGCCCAGCCCCGCCCUCAAGCCGGAGGAGGCGGACCUAGACCUCACCCCGGACCAGAUACGAGAGACGCUCAACUACUUCAUUUUAUGCAGCAACCGGGUGAGCCAAAUGACCAAAACCUACAAUGAUAUUGAAGCAGUAACUAGGCUUCUAGAAGAGAAGGAGAAGGACCUGGAGCUGACGGCGCGCAUCGGCAAGGAGCUGCUCGCGCACAACCAGAAGCUCGAGGCCGGCGUGGCCGCGCUAGAGGCGGAGCUGAGGACCGCCAACGAGAGGCUCACCCAGCUGAGCCACGAGGUGCUCAAGAAGACCGAACUCAUACAGGUCCUCACCAACGAUGUGGACGACUCCAGCUCCGAGUCAGGCACGCCCACGGCGCUGCGCUGCGUCAACCUGGAGCUCAUGCAGCGCCGGAUCGGCUCCCUGGAGGAGGAGAACCGCCAGCUGCGCAGCGAGGCGAGCCAGCUGGCCUGCGACACGGACAAGUGCGAGGAGGCGGAGCGCCGGCUGGUCGCGAGCAUCGCCUCUCAGCUGGCUAGCACCAGCGAGGAGAUGGGCGGCUUGGAGGAGGAGCUGGGGCGCUGCAAAGAGGAGAGCAGGCUGCAGCAGGAGCAGAUAGCCAGCCUCACGAGCAAGCUCUCGGAUGCCGACAUCACCGUACACAGGCUGACGCUGGAGCGAGAGCAGCUGGCGGGCGUGCUGAGCGUGACGCGGGACAACCAGGCCAAGCUGGCCACGGAGCUGGCCGACCUGAAGGACCGCUACGCCGAGGUGAUGGGGCUGCUCCACGACACCCAGGAGCAGCUGCGACGCCAGCGCCACCGGGGCUACCCUCAGGUGCGCGGGGGCUCGCUGUUCCCCUCGCUGUGCACCGCGGCGCUGCCCGACUCCAUCGCCGGCGAGCUGGAGAGCUCGCUGCACUCGGAGCUCAGCCUGGACUCGGGCAUCAGCGCCGACAGACCGAACUACAAGAAGGUGUUUGAGACGGUGCGCUGCGCAUUGAGGAACGGCAGCCAAGGAGGCAGCGUCACGGACAGCCCUGUGCACCGCGUGGGCGGCGGGGGGGGCAUGGUCAUGUCUUCCGGGCCGCGCAUGAGCACGCACGCCCUGCAACCCCAGGGAGGCUCCCUCUACAGCAACUCCUCACUCAGCUUCCGCAGCCUGGACUCUGCGGGCCACAGCGACGGAGAGUUCUCCAUGCUCGCCGACACGGACGACAGCUACCCGGGCGGGGCUCAGCCGGGCGUGCCGGGCGUCCCGGGAGCUGCCGACCUGGAGGCAGCCCUGCGCAGACUGACGCCCGCGGAGGUGCUGGCACGGCGUGCGACGCUGAGCGCUGGAGGCGUGGUGGGCGGCUACGACCACUCCCCGCCCUCGUACCUGCCGCUCGGCUGUCGCACUCCCGACAGCAUCAUGUCGACUGGCAGCAGCGGCUACAGCAACCGCAGCGGCGGCUGGAAGCUGCCUGAGAAGCUGCAGAUAGUGAAGCCGCUGGAGGGGUCGCACACGCUGGCGGCCUGGGCCCAGCUGGCCACACCCACCAUGGGCGGGCUGCUGGACGACCGGCCGGGGGUGAAGACUCGCGGGGGCCGGCCCCUGGAGGAGCUGGGGCUGGAGGUGUACAGCCUCAGCGACCUGGAGGAGGACGAGGAGUACUGCAACCCGGGCAAGAGCUUCCAGAACACCGGUGCCGUCUACACCUACACCACCAGCACCGUUCUGCACCCGGACGACACCACCAGCGUCACUCCCAGCGUGCGGGGCAGCCAGAUGUGCACGCAGACCAGCAGUCGGCAGGACACGCCCGCGCCGCCCACGCCCGUGUGUCGCAGCCGGCGCAACUCCACUUCCACCUUCUCCACCACGCUGGGGCUGGCCAAGCUGCUGAACGAGCGUGGCAUCAAGGCCGUGACGCCCUCCGCCGUGCCCACGCCCUGCACGGACCGUAGCUUCACGCCCACCGCCACGCCCUGCAACAGCCCGUACGGCUCCCCCCCGCGCUCACCGUCCCCCCCACCGUACCACCCACUCGGACUGCCUGGAUUCCUGAACAGCGGCGCGGACUUGUUGCGCCGCACUCUGGUGGGCGAGGGGGGCAAGGCCUCCAAGACCCGCAAGGCGAAGCGCAGCAAGAUGUCCCUGUCUCGGUCGGAAAGGAAGGCUCUGACUGGCAUCCGCCUAGUGGAGAAGCUGGAGCGCAUCGGCCUGGAGACGAUCAUGGCGACCACUCCGUCCUCCGUGCCCCUCACGCUGCACGGCGCCCUGUACUCGCGGCGCACCCUCAAGAGCCCCAUGGCGCAGCUCACCAGCCUCAAGGGGGCCCUGAGCACGCCCGUGCCGGCCCCCGAGGUCCCGCCGCCGCUGGGCGUGCCCGCAAGGCCGGGCAGCGGGGCCCUGGACCGUGCCAGGAGGCAGCGCGGCGCGCCGGGCAGCGUGCGACCAGACCUGGGCACCGUGGGCACGCCCUCCAAGCGGCCGCGCUCCCAGGAGCCCUCCGCGCUGGGCACCAUCAGCUCCCUGCUGUUCGGUCGCAAGGGCGGCCUGCUGUAGGCGCACGGUCGUCAUGUCCGUCUCCCGUUCUCGUUGCCGACACUGAUGUUGGAGAAGUGCCCCAAGAAGAUGCCGAUAAAAGUAUUUUGCUGCUAGGAAAAUUACUUAGACUGAACUGUAUAAAUACAUAUAAAUAGUUUUGAAAGUGCGUGAUGUAAGUAGCAUUGCUGGCGUCGAGGCAGCUGUUGUGUGCUGUGACUGAGGAGUGGGAGUUGUCCCCUAGUGUGUAGAAGUGUAACUUGCCCCAGGAAACGUGGGUUGUGAAGCUGCAGGAGGCUACGCAGGUUUUUAAAUGUUAGUUUUCAUCCUAGCAUCUGCUGUCAAUAACCAAAUUAACAUAGUUUUAUAAAGUAGUGAUAUUUAAAAUACUGUAGCUCUAGUCAAAAUUGUAAUAGUAGCUUAUUUAGUUACAUUUAAUGGUAACAGUAUUUUAAUCCUGGUAGCUAUUUUAUCAAUUGGGUUGAAAAUGACGUACAAAUAUAAAGACUUAUACAAUUAUGAGUUUCAGCCGUAACACUUGUCAAACAUGUAUAAAAAUCAACCGAACUAGAUGAAGUCUUUUUUUAUUAUUAUUGUUAGAGCACCAAUGCAUCUGUCAAGAACUUUUAAUUACUCCUGCUGGUUGCAUUUUGUAAAAUUGUGUGUAUCCUGAACGUCAUUUGUCUCUGAACGAGGAGUGGUGGAUUCGUGAUGUUAGUGAGCUGUCGCUAGUCUUUGAAGAAGACUGUGCAGUCAGCUCAUGUGGAGUAAUAAGCGAUUUCUUAAGAUUUAUUUAAAAUUACAACAGAAGUAAUGACAUGUUGUUUGAAUGAUCCUUGCAUAAGGUGAAGAUUGAUUUUUAAUAAUUUUAUGAACAUACGCCAUGCCUGUUUACUUUGUUCGGGUGUGCAAAUUACGUUGUUUGAACAAAUGUAUGGGUGACAUCAUGUGAAGGGGCAGGCGUAACGGGCGUGGUCUCUGUUGCGUAGUGUCGUGAUGUCUCCCUUGUGGGUGCGAGACUUGAACACCCUUAUUACACAGUCACGAGUACUGGCCCUACGAGCAUCGCUUAAGGCUGUUAGAUGGUAGAUAGUAGGCUCUCUAGGCAUCCCACAUGCCUCAGUUCCUAUUGAAGUACACAUGUGGUGGUUCGGAGGAAGACUUGCAAGCUACUGGUGGAAUGGGUUUCAUUAACAUGUUGCUUACAGAUGUUAGUAUUUGAUAAGUAAAUAAAAUUCCAACUGCUAAAAUCAACAGCAGCACAAAAUAUGUAUAUGUGCGGACCAAGACACCAUGUGGAUUGGUUUUGUGCAAAUAAUUCUUUGUUAAUGUAAAAGAAAAAUAAGUGGAAUUUAUCAGGUGAAACAUUUACCACCCGAAGCAAAAUCCAAGAUAAAAAAAAAUUUAAAUACUUGGUAAAGUGGCAGAUGCUUCCAGAUCAGUUAAAAAUAUAAGUUGCACCCGGCCGGGCCAUCAUGAGAGACUGGACCUGAUAGUGUCUUCUCCGUCUUUACAGACUGUAGUUGUAUUAGAAAAUGUGCCGAUGGGAAUAUAUGUUACUAACCCUUUGAACACUUGCAGAUCUGAUUACAAAUAGACAGAAAUAAUAUCAUUGAAAUAAAUACAUUUCUACGUAAUUAAUUUUAGUAAAGUUCAAAACUAAGCCGCUCGAGCAGGAGUGUGUUUGUAAAUCUUGCAUGAGUCACCGCUGAGUCAUUAUAGACCUGAAAAUAAAAAAAAUUCUUAGGGAGUAAAACAAAAAUUAAAAGUUACAGUGUUAUUAUUUAUGUUAAUUACUACUUCUGGGGCAUGGAACCCUCUUCUCUUGCAGUACUGUAGUUGGAACAUGCAUACGCAUGUUGCUGCCAGAAAGAUAAGUUGAUAGUGGAGGAUGAUGCACAUCUGGCUUAAGGGAAGGCAUAGCCUGGGUCGACGUCAACAUGUAUGGCAACAAGAAACCUGAAAAGUGAAAAACAAAUACGAAUAGGUACAUAAACAUAGUAAUCAGCUGACUUGCUCCGUGUAGUGUGUUCACCUUGGUCGUCCCUUCUUGAGGUUUCUCUGCGACAUGUCUCCAGUGUGAAUCGGCAAUGGCAUGUGUCCAUAAAAAUAUUUUUUAAAAAAUAAUUAUGUGCAUCCUCAAUUAUAAAUAUUGUUUUUGAUUGAACCCCACAGACCUUAAAGAUCAUAAUCACAGUUUAUUAUGCAAAUCCACACAUCAAAAAGAGUUUUAGUUACAUGACAUGUUGAGUGUGUGGUUCCCUCCCUCCCCUCCUUUGAAUAUGAGAACACCUUCCAUAGAAAUUAAUUUAUGUUAAUGAGGAUGUUUAUUAUUUUUAAUGAUAUCUGUGGCCUGAGAAGGAUGCACAGCUCACUUAUCUUCCUUGCAGCUGCGCAAAACUAGAUGUAGUGUGGUGAGGUUUCUUUUCAAGGUCAUGUUCCUGAACUGUGGAGGUUGUGCCAGGUACAAAAGAGUAAUGCCACUCGGUUUUAAAAAAUUGGUGUGAAAUGUUUGUGUUACGUAAAAUGUAACACCAAUAAAUAUUUAUACUUCCUGGAGUUAUCUUCUGUGUUACAUAGCUCCACUGUGUAAUUCUAGUUUGGCGUAAUUUUUGUCCUCUAUAAAUCAUAAGCUUUAUGUUCAAAAUUAAUCCAUUAUGAGAGCAUACAUACUCAUACUCAGUUUCCUAGCUAUUUACUCUUGAGUGAAGAUAGGAGAGCAGAGAGUGUUGCCCCAGGAUGAUGGAAACUUAGUGGUUAGUGUUGUUCUCUGCCACAUCACUGAAGGUAGCUUCAAGAAAGAGAUAGUGUGGUGAAUGUUCAGAUAUUUAACAGUGAAUUCCUGUUGUACCCUCGACCAAUGCAAGCAGCAGUGUGCAUGUCUGGAGUUGGCUUGAGUCCUCACCCUGUGUAGCUCUCCCGAGGGACCUUGCCACAUGAGCACACGCAGCUGUGCAUGGCACUCGUUUCAACAGUUAAGAGUAGUGGUGUUGGAAACAGUUUGGCCGUGCUGUGCUCUUAUGUAUUACUGAACACUUGCCAUCAGAUGAACAUUCUUUCUUCAGAUAACAACUUCACAGGAGACGUUCCUAAUAAUUGCACGACUUCACUAUCCCGUCGCAGUCCCGAUUCGUUUUUAAGCCCUCUUCGCAACAGUCCGACUACACUUGCAGGCAUCUAGAUACCAACAACGGCACCCUUUCUUGUCCCGUAGGUUUUCCAGUGGUUAUGGUGUAAUGACAGGCGUUAUAAAUACUUUAUGUAUUAAAUUCCAAACAAAUUCAAUCUUCAUUACUCCAAUGUUUGUGUUGAAACAGUAAGACUGCUAGGACAGCUGUACACUGAGGUUGGUCGUUAUAUGUGAAAUACUUAAAUUGAUUCAGCCUCAUACUGCUUUCAAGGAACCAUUACAUUGGGCACUGAUUAGUAAUACAUAGUUAGUUCAGGUAUUGGUAAAUGAAACUGUUUUGAACGUCUCUUGUAAUGCAUAACGUGGUCUGUGCUUGGCAGCCAAGUCUUCUGUCAAGCACUAGACGUGCAGAGUGACUUUCACAGAAUGCCAUCUUUUCAAACGCACUGAAUUAACAGGUAAGGUUCAUAAAUAUUAUGACAAUGUGUAAAGAUCGAAAACUGUAAACAUUCUCUGUACUGUGAACAUUUAUCAGCAUUGAAUUUUGUGAAGCAUUUGUGAAACCUAUUUUUGUGCAAUGGUACAAACGAAGCUAGUGGUUAAGUAUGUUUUGUUGGUGCUAAAGUAUUAUGUAUGAUUUGUGAACAAAGUAUUUCUAUGAUACAUGCCGCCUUUAAUAUUUUGUCCGACAAAUGUAUUAUUAAAAAUUAAUAAAAAUCUGAGAGGCAUAUUUGGUGGGAGUGUAUUUUAAUGUUGGUAGGAGACGAAGAUUGUAAAUGUUUUAUAUUAGUAACUGUAGAUGUUCAAAUUUGAAACUUUGAACAGAAAAUAUUGUCACAGAAAUUUUUUGAAUUUGACUUAAUCUUUUGGUGAGGUAUAUUACCUUGUAUAAUAUGUGCAUUUCUUUGUAUAUUAUCUUAAAUUAAUAUGUUGUAAAAUAAAUUAUUUAAACAUGUUUUUGUUCUGCUUUUGCGUUCAGAU